GACAUCUCUGCGAGUACACAGAAUUGCAUUUCCAGUCAUAUGGAUGAUUUUUACUACUGCACGGGCAGUCAAAAUGAAUGAAGAUAUGGAGGCAUGCUUGGAGGUCAUCCCCAGUCUCCAAUAUUCAUGCUGCAAGAGAAACCUGAGCUACAUACCAACCAGUAUCCCUCCCUCCACACAACAUUUGGACUUCAGUUUUAAUUACCUCACAACAUUGCAGAGACAAAUGUUCCUGAGAUUACCACUUCUACAACAUCUUGAUCUCACAAGAUGUCACAUCCAACACAUUGACAAUGAGGCCUUCUUUAAUGUAAGGAAUUUGUCUGUUUUGAUCCUCACUGGAAAUCCGCUUAAAUAUUUUGGAAGAAACAGCAUUAAUGUUUUGGUAAAAAUAUACAAGCUUGUUCUUGUAGACAUACGUCUGCUCUCCUUGGACAGUCUUAAUUUGCAGAAUUUAACAAGCCUAAAGGAAUUAAAAGUUGGAACAAACAGGUUAUUUUCUUUGGCCCUUCCAAUGUAUGCUGAUCGUUUCAAGGACUUCACAUUAUUGGACCUUCGUAAAAACAAUAUAUCUGUCAUCAGAGCUGUUCACACUUCUGUUUUGCGUCAGAUGAGUAGCAAUUUAACUUUAAUAUUGGCCGGAAACCCAAUAUCCUUCAUAGAAACUGGAGCAUGUAAUGGCCUUUAUUUGCAAGAGAUCAAUUUAUUUGACACAACCUUAUUCAGAAGUAGAGAAGUUCUUGGGGGUCUUAGAGGUUUGAAUGUGAAGAGGUUGAAAAUAGGACAUUUUAUUGAGACAGGAAGGAUCGGAAUAAAUCCAGAUUCUUUGGAAAACCUUUGUUUCAUAAACUUCGAGGAGAUAUAUUUUUAUCACUCCACCUAUUUCAAACUACCCAAUCACAUCCUUGGUUGCAUGAGUAAUUCUACAAAAAUUGUUCUGACCAAAGUUGGAAUAAUUAACAGGGAGCAUGUGUAUUUUCCAAACCUUGAAGAGAUUGUUGUUGUUAAAGGCAAAAUGGCCAUACUACCAGAUGUUCUACUAUCUCAUCAACACAAUUUAAAGAAACUGGUCAUCAAUUACAAUCUCCUGCCACCAAAAUUUACAAGCUUUGCUGAUUUACCUAGUCUAGACUACAUUGAUCUAAGUCAUAAUGAGUUGAUCAUGAAUUGCUGUGAUAAUGAAUUUAUUGGCAGCCCUAAACUCAGGUAUCUAAAUCUGAGUGAGAAUGCGAAGAUUAGAAUAAGAGACCAUGGAUUUUUUAAUCAAACGUCUCUUGAAAUAUUGGAUCUUCAUGGCACAGAAGUAGAGCUUGAACAUGACUUGGCUGUUAUGCAAAACCUUAAGAAUUUAAAAACUCUCAACCUUUCCCACUCACAAAUUAUCUUCAAAAGCAUAGUAAUGUUUUAUGGUUUGAGCAGUCUGAAAGAAUUGAAAAUUGCUGGUAACAGCUUUGCGAAAGGCAUUUUUGGCCAAUUAUUUUCAAAUCUCACAGCUUUGGAGCUUCUGGACAUUUCAAAUUGUGCCAUUGAAGACAUACCCUUGACUUCAUUCCAGGAUUUGCAUAAUUUAAAACAUUUGAUUCUUAGUGGGAACAAACUGACCACAAUGGACUUUCUCACAGGUCCUAGUUUAUUGAAACUAAAGUAUUUGCAUACAGAAAAUAACCACAUAGCCAGCAUCUCUCCAAACAUUCUUCAGAAACUUCCAGCAAAUCUUUCAGUAUUUGAUUUGUCCUUCAAUCCCAUCAACUGUUCCUGCUCUCAAACUGAAUUUAUUUCCUGGAUCAUUAACCAUCAGUCAAUUCUAAAAGAUCCUCAACUAAUAUCAUGCAAAUCCUCAUCCAUGAACUCCAGCGUGAUAAACUUUGACACCACACACUGUGUUCCCACAAACAAUGGGAUCAUAACUGUUUCCAUAUUAGCAGCUGUACUUGUAUUCUUCUCUGCAUUGCUGUAUAAGUACCAGUUCUAUAUACACUACUGCUUCAUAUUGCUAAGAGGCUACAGAAUGUCUAGACAAGAAGAAUUCACCUACGAUGCCUUUGUGAUCUACUCAAGCAAGGAUGAAACCUGGGUGUUGGAAGAGCUUGUGGAAAACCUUGAGAAAGGCCUUCCCCCAAUUCAGCUUUGCCUGCAUGAGCGAGAUUUCCAAGCUGGAAAGUCGAUUACCUCCAAUAUAGUGGAUGAAGGCAUUAUGGGCAGCCGAAAAGUCAUUGUGGUGGUGUCUCAGCACUUCCUAGACAGCUCCUGGUGCCAGUUUGAGUUUGAACUGGCACAAUCCUGGCUUGUGUUGAGGCAAAAUGCCAGCAUCAUCAUCAUCAUUCUGGAAGAUGUGGAAGAUAAGAAAAUAAGGAGACUGUUUGGACUUCAUAAGUAUCUGAAAAAGAACACAUACCUCAAGUGGAAGGGGAAUGUGCUAAGCAAUGUACGGUUCUGGACUCGUCUCAGAAAAGCCAUUAUUGCUAGAAACUGAAAUUUGUAUUAACAAAUGAUACAUAGUACAGAGAGAGGUUGACUGAUGUGGAUAUAAGGGUGUGAUUGUGUUGAUCUCUUUUUAAAAUUUCAAUUGAAUUUAAUUGAAUUUUGAUUGAUACCUCCAGACUUCCAUAAAUCUGCCAUCUAAAAUGAUGCCUAUUUUCACUGUUUCUUUUUGCGUUGAUUAUUUGUAAGAC
Molecule: messenger RNA, 2672 nt
Organism: Sardina pilchardus (European sardine)
Lineage: Eukaryota; Metazoa; Chordata; Actinopteri; Clupeiformes; Clupeidae
Product: toll-like receptor 4
Exons: 3
Coding region: 44-2473 (809 amino acids)
Biological process (GO): MyD88-dependent toll-like receptor signaling pathway; toll-like receptor 4 signaling pathway; inflammatory response
Cellular component (GO): plasma membrane
Molecular function (GO): lipopolysaccharide binding; transmembrane signaling receptor activity; lipopolysaccharide immune receptor activity
Source: RefSeq, a predicted model, not a curated record